CCGAGCCCUGCUGGGUUUGCGCAGAGAGAUUGUAUUCAGCGGACGUGUUCAUUAUUUCACUGAUACCGAAGUUGGAAAUUCCCAAAACGGCUGGUUCGCUGUAAAGGCCGAAUUUCAAAGAAGAUCACAACAAGAAGUAAUUAAACCUAGCACAGAAUCAGAUGGUCUCUUGGUUUGCAUGGAACAUGGAGGCUGAUGGAUUAUGAAUUCCCCACGACUGAGAUAAUGUGAAAUGUCUCUUCAGCUUUGGUUUUUUUUUUAAAUUUGUUUUUCCAAAGUAUGGCUUCAUCCCAACCAUACUGGGACCAGUAUGAUGAUGUGAACAGCAUGUACUUUUCUUUCGGAGCUGACUCCGCAGUGAAAACACAUCAGCAAGACUUGACCUCUGUAGGCUUUGAAAGGAAGAUGUUUGGCUCGAGUUUCUCCCGCAACUCUAAUGACCACUGUCGGUCUUUAAAGCCAGUUGAUCCUGCACAGCUCCUCCUCUCCUCCCUGCACAGCUCGCCUGAAGGAGACCAGGUCGUUCCAUCCUUCCAGAAACUCUCCGUGUAUGAACAAGCACCCCCGUAUUCUCCCAGGAGAAGCUCUAAACCUCUGCCUCCUCUCCCGGACAUGGGGGAUAUGUCUUCUGAUGAAGCAGCAGACAGCGAAGUGGAGUUCUUCUCCAGCACCAGUGAAAGCCAGCUACUGAUACCAGAAUGUGCCUCUAAAACAUCAGUCUUCCAAUACAGAGUGCAGAACAGGCGGAGUUUCCGUGGUUGUGGGCAGAUCAACUAUGCAUACUAUGAUGCUAUGCAGAAGAAUACAAUUGGACAGAAGUUUGAAAGGGAACAAGUGGUGCUUAGAGACAGGGACAGCCUUAAACAAGAAAAGCCCCAGCGCAGGCUGCGCCGCUCCAACUCGGGACCCGCGGCGUCUUUUAAACCUACUAACCUCCGAAACAACCACACACAGGAGAAGCCUGAGGUCCCUCCUCGCGCUCCCAUUCCGUCCCGUCCUCAAAAGAGUGCUGACCAUCAAGGCACUGAAGAGCCUCCCGAAAUUCCACCCAGGCGGCCAAUCUACUACAUGGCCCCACGCACUCCUAGUCCUAAAAGCCUUCCCAUUUAUGUCAAUGGAGUGAUGCCUCCUACACAAAGCUUCGCCCCCAAUCCCAAGUAUGUGAGUAAAUCCCAGGGCAAGCCAAAGUGUGAAGGAUUGCCUGCUUCACAUACACCAUGUAUACUGCCCAUCAUGGAAGAUGGAAAGAAGGCCAGUGCGACACAUUACUUCCUUCUUCCACAGCGGCCAGGAUACUUGGACAGAUUUGAAAGAUUUUUCAAGGAAUCUGAUUCCGAAGCUGUGCAAAGUGGAUGUUAAGUAUAAGCACGGGUGUUAGGCUAACUACAAAUGUACUUACUUACAGUAUUCAGGUGCUUAUAGAUUUGUUCAUCGCUAUGCAGUGCCACCUCAACUUGAACCCAGAGUACUGAAAAUAGGCCAGGUCAUAAAUGCUGGACAUAGUGGAGCUUUUUUUUUUUUUUUUAAUCAUGCAGUGUCAUAAUUACAUGUUAUUUUAUUUCUCCUGCUUCGAGUAUUCCUUUUCAACAUGUUUAACAUCUUUGUUCUUUGAUGGUUUACAUGUAACACUGGUUUGUAUAAGCUGGUCUUAUACUGUAUGUUGGGGAAAGACCAGAUUCCAGUACAAUCUGGUCAGUCUGGUGAUUUUUUUUUAUUUUUAUUUUUUUCUUCUCAAAGACACGUAAUUCAUCAGUUAAUUGCUAGCUUCAGUAGGUGUGUUCAAGCAGAGAAAUGACCAAAAUGCAUUGGAAUGGAGUUGAGCAGCCCUGAUCAUAUCCCUGUCAUAUAAUUAUCCCCAAGCAUUUUAAGUGCCAUUUUAUCAUUCAGCACUGCACAUUCUAUCCUCAGUUGUUUUGUGUUGCUGAUCGAUCUAGUAUUUCCACUCAUUAACUGAUUGCUAAAGUUUUUGUUCCACAGUAUGUUCAGUGGGACCUUAUUUUUACACAUUUUUAAUGUUCAAGAAAACGUAAAACAAGUUUAUUAAUAAUGAAAUGACUUUUUACUAAACAGAAUGGCUCUGAAAUAUUGAGCUAAUUUUUUGAUGUCCUUUUAACAAAAAGCAUGUUUAGUUGCUUGCUAUUACAGUUAGAAGUUCUGUUUAUGCUAAAAGAAACAAUUACGCCAUAUCUGAAUCAUAUAUAUAUAUUUUUUUUGUUUGUUUGAGCAACCACACUCUCAGAAAGUAAAGUACAUUAUUGGGGUACAAAGGCUUGUCACUGGGGCGGUACCCUUUACAGUACUUAUCUGUACCGUUUAUUUCCUGUUCGGGAACAUGUAUGCACCUUCUUGGUCCUGAAAAGGUACACACAGAUACGGUGAGGUACAAUAAUGAGCCCUAGGGAAUACAUUAUUGUAGAUUGUACCUUGGGGGCCAGACAUGGACUCCUACUGUACCCUUAUUUCUGACAGCGUAAGCAAUGAUGGUUAAACUCUUAGUGUGUCGGCAUCAACCUGCCUGUUUGAGCCAAAUGAGAAAAGGUCAAUGUUCCAUAUUACUCUGACACAACCUGUACUUUCACACGUACAUGUCAUGUAUUUAUCCACCCAUCUACUGUGUUUUUUUUUUUCUUAGUUCAUUCUCAAAUCAAGUCAGUCAUGUGCCGUCACAUCUGUUUACAUGAAUUUUUGUUUUGGAAUCUGUCCGUUUUUGCCAUCUUCCUCAUAACAGAAGGUGAAAAUGUAUUUAUCCCUGGCUUAUUUAUUCACAUAUGAAGGCUUGUGAUCAUUAACUGUUAUUGCUGUUGUUGCACUGCAUUGCACUUGUCUUUACGUGCAGUAUUUUUGUAGUUUUUCACAUUGCACCUAUGAUCUAUUUAAAGAAAUAAAGUGACUUAUUUAUCAGUAAA
Molecule: messenger RNA, 2906 nt
Organism: Neoarius graeffei (lesser salmon catfish)
Lineage: Eukaryota; Metazoa; Chordata; Actinopteri; Siluriformes; Ariidae
Product: ERBB receptor feedback inhibitor 1
Exons: 4
Coding region: 280-1359 (359 amino acids)
Biological process (GO): negative regulation of epidermal growth factor receptor signaling pathway; regulation of keratinocyte differentiation
Cellular component (GO): extrinsic component of cytoplasmic side of plasma membrane
Source: RefSeq, a predicted model, not a curated record